Messenger RNA from Kazachstania africana CBS 2517, 1029 nucleotides. It is a transcript of the gene AME1, whose product is annotated as Ame1p. Bases 1 to 1029 code for a protein of 342 amino acids. Lineage: Eukaryota; Fungi; Ascomycota; Saccharomycetes; Saccharomycetales; Saccharomycetaceae. The record is from RefSeq and is a predicted model, not a curated record. The transcript has a single exon.
AUGGAUAGAGACACGAAACUACUCUAUAGACAGAGGGGGUCCAACUUGAGAAAGACUGUCGAUGAGGAUAAUAUUUUGGUUAUUAGAACCCCUUUGAGAAUUGAUCUGUCCGAUACUGAGGACAAUUCUAGGACCUCUAGACACUCUUACGAUGGAGAAAAUGCGCCAGUGGAUAAUGAAUUCCAUGAUGACUUCGGAAAUCCGGAUGAGUUCCAUAAUGAGGAGCCAGAAAGUAGGAAACGAAGCGUAGCAGACAGUUUUGAUGGUCCAUACACACAGCAGAAAAGAGUCAAGAGGUCCUCAGAAUUCGAAGACAUGUAUAACGUCGAACUCACAAGAAACUAUGAUAUUGACGAGGAGGAUUACGACACGCAGAGUGACAUACACCAUGAGAAACAACACGAGGCCCUCGUACUACCGCAAUUUGAUUUUACUGGUCUCAAAGACAAACAAUUAAGAGUUACAAACAAUUUUAUACGAUCGAUAGAAUCCGUCGAUAGAGUAUUCCAAAACGUUAUAGAUAAAAAAUUAGUUCACAAAGCUAUAAGUGAUUUCAAACACAUAGCGGAUAAUAAUCAAAUUAAGAAAAUGAUGUAUAAAUUGGAUCUCAAAAUAUUUGAAACUUUUAAGAAAAAUCUUUCUGAUGACUUGAAUGAUAUAAAGGAUAUCAAUAUCGCAAACAAUAAAUUGCUUGCACAACUGGCAAAAUUACGUAAAAGAAGGAAAACUUUAACUUUAGAUCUUAUUGAACUAAAAUCACUAAUUAACGAGGUCACAUCAAGCGAUAAUUGGUUCAACUCAAAAUUGGAGCAAUCAAAAUUAAUGGAAAGAUUAACAUUAAAUGAAAAUUUGAACAAAUUAAAUAACGCAUUGGAAAAUGAUGAGAUAGACCAAGAAAAUGAGAAUAAAAUAAAUUUACAAAACACUACCAAUGCGAAACUUGACACUUUUAUUCAACUUACCAACCCAUACAAUGGUAUAUUGAAUAAACUUACCGAUGCGAACCAGAAAUUGAACUCUAUCAAAUAA